GCCGCCAAAAGGCCACCCAAUUCCACAGGAGUCCUUUUUAAAUAUGUUAAAAGGCGAUGAGCCAUCAGACUCAACGUCAGGGUCUGACACCCUUAUAAUAGAUAGUAGCCCACUGUCUGAUCAUGGCGAGAAAAUCCCAGCGCUGAAUCCAUCACCUGACGGGGGACAUGCAAGAGGCCGCAACACCGUUGGCCCACCACCCUAUGGCUCUACCAAAGGAGGCACCAUUGGUCCAUCACCCUACGGAGGCAAUACAGCCAUCCCAUCACCAUAUGGCCUCAACACCUCUGGUCCAUCACUCUACAGAGGCCAUACAGCCAGCCCAUCUCCAUAUGGCUUCAACACCUCUGGUCCAUCUCCCUACGGAGGCCAUGCACCCAGCCCAUCACCGUAUGGCCUCAGCACCUCUGGUCCAUCUCCCUACGGAGGCCAUACACCCAGCCCAUCACCGUAUGGCCUCAGCACCUCUGGUCCAUCUCCCUACGGAGGCCAUACACCCAGCCCACCACCGUAUUGGCCUCAGCACCUCUGGUCCAUUUCCCUACGGAGGCCAUACACCCAGCCCACCACCGUAUGGCCUCGACACCCCUGGUUCAUCACUCUAUGGAGGCCAUACACCCAGCCCAUCACUGUAUGACCUCAGCACCUCUGGUCCAUCACCUGAUGUAGGCCAUGCAGCUGGCCCAUCACCAUAUGGCCUCAACACCUCUGGUCCUUCACCCGGCGGAGGCCAUGCAGCUGGCCCGCCAGCUAGUGGGGUCAAUCCACCUGGCAGCGGAAAAGCAGCUCGCCUGGCACCGGACAGAUACAGCAGCUCAUCUGACGAGGGCAACAUCCCAUAUGGACAGCAGCCAGAAAAUGCAUGGACACCAUGUGAUGGAUGUAAGGGGGAGGUCGAAAGAAUGCUACGUGAAAAGAGAAGGAUUGAUGAAGGCAUCUCGAGAAUAGGCAAGUAA
This is a messenger RNA of Epinephelus lanceolatus (giant grouper), 956 nucleotides long. RefSeq lists its product as uncharacterized. Lineage: Eukaryota; Metazoa; Chordata; Actinopteri; Perciformes; Serranidae. The record is from RefSeq and is a predicted model, not a curated record.